Miscanthus lutarioriparius is the source of this 1029-nucleotide messenger RNA. The record is from the annotation of a GenBank genome assembly. Lineage: Eukaryota; Viridiplantae; Streptophyta; Magnoliopsida; Poales; Poaceae.
AUGAGCAUGUGUGAGAAAGAUCAGAAUUUGCCAUGGGGAUACGACCUGUUCCGCGACCCUUUUGCUCCUCCCAACGUGUACUACGGGCCUCCUCCCGGUUACUGUGACGGUCACUGUUGUGACCUCCAUUACGGUAGAGCAGCACAUCCAGAUGAGACUCAGUUGCAUUCUUCUCAACUCACAUAUGAUUUGUACAACCCAUCAGUAGGCAUCUACCAUCCUGGAAGCACCCAUGAGCAUGAGCACGAGACAGUAUAUGUAGAGCCAUCUAGUUCCUCUCCAGACACAGCUGGUGACGGUUAUUUUGAGAUGGAGGAGGAAGUAGGGAAGAGGUUUUACCCCAUGGUCCCAGUUCCCCAUGUCCCCAAAAUUAAUGGAGAAAUCCCAUCAAUUGAUGAAGCCACUAUGGACCAUGAAAGGCUGACAGAAAGGUUGAAGCUGUAUGAGCUGGUUGAACACAAGGUGCAAGGAGAUGGCAACUGUCAGUUCCGAGCACUAUCAGACCAGCUUUACCAAAGUUCAGAUCACCAUGAGUUUGUGAGGGAGCAGAUAAUUAACCAGCUUAAAACUAACCGUGACGCCUAUGAUGGAUACGUUCCCAUGGCAUAUGAUGAUUACUUGGAGAAAGUUGCACGAAACGGUGAAUGGGGUGACCAUGUGACUCUACAGGCCGCUGCUGACAAGUAUGGAGUAAAAAUCUUCGUGAUGACAUCGUUCAAGGAUACUUGCUACAUCGAGAUCCAGCCUAAGGUUCAGAAGUCCAACAAAGUGGUACUGUUGAGCUUCUGGGCGGAGGUGCACUACAACUCCAUAUAUCCGCAGAAUGACGACGACCAAGAGGAGGAGAUGGUGGCCGUUCUCGCAGCACCACCACCGUUGAUGGCGGAUGACAGAGGGCUCGACGCAUCAUCUUCAUCUCUCCGGGACUGGGAUGGAUGUCGGAGCGGUGGAGCUCGUCAUGAUUCAGGAUCAGGUGGUGGUCCUGUGGGCCCGGCCAUCGUCCAAAUGAUACAAGGGACGUACUUAUGA